AUGGCCCAUGUCACACUGAACUUGAAUGACCUGUGUGAUAGGUUGGGGAGCAGCACCUUCAAAAACAUGCAGCGCCGGCACACGACCUUGAGGGAGAAGGGCCGCCGGCAGGCUAUCCGGGGUCCUGCCUACAUGUUCAAUGAGAAGGGCACUAGCCUGACGCCUGAGGAAGAGCGCUUCCUAGACUCAGCCGAAUAUGGCAACAUCCCGGUGGUCAGGAAAAUGCUGGAGGAGUCCAAGACCCUCAAUUUCAACUGCGUGGACUACAUGGGACAGAAUGCGCUGCAGCUGGCUGUGGGCAACGAGCACCUGGAGGUCACGGAGUUGCUGCUCAAGAAAGAGAACUUGGCGCGGGUGGGGGACGCGUUGCUGCUGGCCAUCAGCAAGGGCUACGUGCGCAUUGUGGAGGCCAUUCUCAACCACCCGGCCUUCGCACAGGGCCAGCGCCUGACACUCAGCCCGCUGGAGCAGGAGCUGCGGGACGACGACUUCUAUGCCUAUGAUGAGGAUGGCACGCGCUUCUCUCACGACAUCACGCCCAUCAUCCUGGCGGCCCACUGCCAGGAGUACGAAAUCGUGCACAUCCUGCUGCUCAAGGGCGCCCGCAUCGAGCGGCCCCACGACUACUUCUGCAAGUGCACCGAGUGCACCGAGAAGCAGCGGAAAGACUCGUUCAGCCACUCGCGCUCCCGCAUGAAUGCCUACAAAGGACUGGCAAGCGCCGCCUAUUUGUCACUGUCUAGCGAAGACCCUGUCCUCACCGCACUGGAGCUAAGCAACGAAUUAGCCAGACUAGCCAACAUUGAGACUGAAUUCAAGAACGAUUACAGGAAGUUAUCUAUGCAAUGCAAGGAUUUUGUGGUGGGCGUGCUGGACCUGUGCCGAGACACAGAAGAGGUGGAGGCGAUUUUAAAUGGUGAUGUGAACUUCCAAGUCUGGUCCGACCACCACCGACCAAGUUUGAGCCGGAUCAAACUCGCCAUUAAAUAUGAAGUCAAGAAGUUCGUUGCUCAUCCUAACUGUCAGCAGCAAUUGCUUACCAUGUGGUAUGAAAAUCUCUCAGGCUUACGUCAACAGUCUAUCGCUGUGAAAUUCCUGGCUGUCUUUGGAGUCUCCAUAGGCCUCCCUUUUCUCGCCAUAGCCUAUUGGAUUGCUCCCUGCAGCAAGCUAGGACGAACCCUGAGGAGCCCUUUCAUGAAGUUUGUAGCCCAUGCAGUUUCUUUUACAAUCUUCUUGGGACUGUUAGUGGUAAAUGCGUCCGACCGAUUUGAAGGUGUUAAAACCCUGCCCAAUGAAACCUUCACAGACUACCCAAAACAGAUCUUCAGAGUGAAAACUACACAGUUCUCCUGGACAGAAAUGCUCAUCAUGAAAUGGGUCUUAGGAAUGAUCUGGUCGGAAUGUAAAGAAAUCUGGGAGGAGGGGCCGCGGGAGUACGUGCUGCACCUGUGGAACCUCCUGGAUUUCGGGAUGCUGUCCAUCUUCGUGGCCUCCUUCACCGCACGGUUCAUGGCCUUCCUGAAGGCCAGCGAGGCCCAGCUGUACGUGGACCAGUACGUGCAGGACGACACGCUGCACAACGUCUCACUUCCGCCAGAAGUGGCCUACUUCACCUACGCCAGGGACAAGUGGUGGCCUUCAGACCCUCAGAUCAUAUCCGAAGGGCUGUAUGCAAUAGCGGUCGUGCUGAGCUUCUCUCGCAUUGCGUACAUCUUGCCAGCCAACGAGAGCUUUGGGCCCCUACAGAUCUCCCUGGGGAGAACUGUGAAAGAUAUCUUCAAGUUCAUGGUCAUUUUCAUCAUGGUAUUUGUGGCCUUCAUGAUUGGGAUGUUCAACCUGUAUUCUUACUACCGAGGUGCAAAGUACAACCCAGCGUUUACAACGUGAGUAUCCCAGGGCUCUCCUCUGAGGCUCUCUCUGGCUUUCCUGGGAAUUCUUGGGACUCUCUUGCAAGUA
Messenger RNA from Marmota monax (woodchuck), 1956 nucleotides. Its product is annotated as short transient receptor potential channel 7. Gene Ontology annotation, molecular function: store-operated calcium channel activity; protein binding; inositol 1,4,5 trisphosphate binding. Bases 1 to 1887 code for a protein of 628 amino acids. The record is from RefSeq and is a predicted model, not a curated record. Lineage: Eukaryota; Metazoa; Chordata; Mammalia; Rodentia; Sciuridae. Gene Ontology annotation, biological process: calcium ion transmembrane transport; manganese ion transport; regulation of cytosolic calcium ion concentration. Gene Ontology annotation, cellular component: membrane; cation channel complex. The transcript is spliced from 7 exons.